GUUAGCAAAAUUUCCAGUGAAAGAUUCUAUAGAUAAAAAAAGACAAUAUAAACUUAAGGGACAUUAUAUUAAUGAGGAUGACCAGUUUUCUAAUGGUAACGAUAGGAGUACAAAAAAAGUGUAUGUCAAAAAACGUCAAGAUGCGAAUACUAACGCUUUAGAUAAUUUAACAGAUAACCAAAUUGAUUAUGACUUAGUUAGUGAAAUGGAAGAGAAUGCCACCACUUUAUUUAUAAGCCAAACUCCAACGAAAAAGACUGCAGGACCCUUUAACGAUAUCGAAAAAGAGAAAUUAUUUAGUAGGGCCGACGAAUUACUGAAAAGUGAAAGUUCAUUAGUGACAAUACCCACUAAGAGUGUUGAAGAACAUGAAUACUUAGAAGCAUUCGAUGAUAAAGAUGAUAGCCCUGGAAAACCUGGAAAAAUUGAAAGUAACGAAUAUGGUUCUGACAACGAUAUUUAUAAUAAUGAGGGAGUAACAUUAAGCGAAGAAGAAAUCGAAAGCCAGAUAUCGGCAGUUGUCGAAGAAAAUAAAACGGAUGAAGUUGAGGAUAAAGAGGCUAAAGAAAUUUUUAAGAUUGCCGAGCAGCUCUUAGCUUCUGAUGAACUAACAACAAACGUAGGCUCUGGUUCCACAGUGCCAAGAUCAAGCACUAUCCAAGCUAAAAGUUCUUCUGUUAAGUCCACCACCAUUGCCUCAUCAACAAAUAUCUCAACAACACUGCUGCCUUCCAAAAGUACUUUUCUCACAACUAAUAGUACAGUGCCGUCUUGGACAAGUACUUUGCCCCCAACUACUAGUAAAAUAUCACCAACAACUAUUUCGGUGCGGUCAAAAACAGUGGCCAUUACUUCAUCUGCUACCCCGUCAACAACCAAACAAACGAAAACCACGACCGAGGAUGAAACAUGCAAACCAGUUAUGAAUUCAAACGGCGUAAGGGCAAUUCGAGAACUCGAAAAUGCAAUAAAGAAUAAACAGAAGAAAGUAAAAAAAGAUAGUCCUUGGAAGAUACCGUCAAGAGAAACAGGAAGUGUUUAUUACACUACAUGCGAAUAUUGUGCUGAAAAAGACUUGAUAGUAACAACAGUUUCAACGGACACUAGAAAGUGGGACAAAAAAUUAUGGACAGCGUUGUGGACUGGUGAAGCCACAAAACGGAUAAUUAAAGGACAAAGUGUACCCACAUUUAACUAUAUGACACUAUUGGCUUCAUAUAGAUUUAGAGGCAGUACAAUGGGUGGAACAGCAAUCUCUGAAGGCGAAAGAUUAAAGACAGAAGAAGAUACAACAGAGGAUUUUAUUACUACUAGUGCUGAAAGUGAAGAAACUAAAGAAAAAUCUGUAGAAAGUUCUACUAGCUCUAAUAGUAUAGAAACAGGAGGAGAAUCUAUAGAAAGUACUGCUGUUUCCGAAAGUGUAACAAUAAAAGAAGACUCUGAAAAGACUACUAAGGCAGACGCAGCCAGAGAAGAAACUAGUGGGACUUCGAAAGAAAUUAGUGCUAGUUCUGCGGAGGGAGAAACUGGAGAGGUAUCUAAAGAAAGCACUUCUACUUCAGAAUCUAAAGAAACAAUAGGACAAUCUAAUGAAAGUAGUAGUGAUGCCCAGACGGAAGAAACUAGAGAGACCUCUAAAGAAAGUACAACUGGUUUUGAAAGUCAAGAAACGGAAAUAGAAUCUAAAGAAAGUAUUAGUAGUGCUGAGAGUAAAGAAACAGAAUCUAAUGAAACAACUGUUGAUCAAAGUAAAGAAAUAGAAGUAAAUACUAAUGAAAGUACCACUGGUACUAAAAGUCAAGAAACGGAAAGCGAAUCUGAAAAAAGUAAUAAUGCGGCUGAGAGUAAAGAAACAGAAUCUAGUGAAACAACUAUGGAUCAAAGUAAAGAAAUAGAAGUAAAACCUACAGAAAGUACUACUGGUCCUAAAAACGAAGAAAAAGAAAUUAGUACUGGUGAUGAAAGUAAACAAACACAAGAAGAAUCUCAAGUAAGUACUAUCGGUGUUGACAGUAAAGAAGUAGACGAAAAACCUAAAGAAAGUACUACUGGUGAUGAGAGUAAAGAGACAGAAGAAGAAUCUGAAGAGAGUACUAAAAUUUCUGAAGCUGAAGAGAUACCUAAAGAAAGUACUCCUGGUUCUGAAAAUAAAAAGACAGAAGAAGAAGAAUCUGAGGAAAGUACGGUUAAAGAUCUUAAGUCGCAGGAAGAGGAAAAAACAGAUAAAGGCUUAGAAACUAUUUCUGGGUAUCAAUUUGAGACUGAAACCCCUAAAAAGAAUAUUGAAGACAGUGAAAAAUCAAUAGAGAAAGAAUCUGAAGAAAAAUCAACCAAUGAAAGCAAUGAAAUAGAAAACUCUGAAGAGAAAAAAGAUAAAGAAAAAGAAAACGGCUACGUAAAAGAAAGUACACCUGGUUCUACAAAUAAAAGAGAAGAAAACACUGAGGAAAGUACGGCUACAGAUUUUAUAUCAAAGGAAGAGGAGGAAGAAACAGAUACAGGCUUAGAAACUAUUGCGAGUAACGAAUUCGAGAGUGAAAAACCUAAAGAGAUUAAUGAAGAAAGUGGAGAGUUAAAAGAGAAAGGAUCAGAAGAAACAUCAAGCAACGAAACAGAAAAAUCUGAAGAAGAAAAAAAUAAAGAAAUUGUAAAUAAAGAAGAAGGCGAAGAAGAAAAAGAUAACAGCACAGAAAAAGAAGAAAGCGAUUUAAAGAAAACAGAAGAAGAGUUAUACGACGAAAAGAAAAAGGCCAGGAAAAUACCAACUAAAAGGAAAGGGUUGACCACUUGCCGCAUAUAUUAUAAAUAAUUACUCUCAUGAGAAAGCAAGAAUCGGUCCUUUCCAAUAAAUUUUGAGAAAUAUAUUUUAGAAAUAUGCGAAUGAAAUCACAAUCUUAUGCCUAAUCUGAAGCCGAUAUCUAUCCAAUCGCUCGAUUGUAACGCUGGAUAAAAAUUAUAUAAGAUGGAUCCUAUGGUAUAAACAAAUGUUUAGAAAAAGUUGAUGUGAAUUGCUUGUCUAAUUCCAUACCAUUUGCAAAUACAAAAUAUUAUUUGCAAAUGGACAUAUUUAUUAUAAUUUACUACUAUUUUUUUGUACAUUGCAAUACCAAUACUCACAUAACCAUAUUAUAUUAAGCAUUUAUUAUAAAUAUGUAAUAAGAAUCACGAUGUAGUGUUAGCAUAUAUAUUUUAUUCUAUUAGUGGUAUUAUAGCUUAAUUAAACUAAAAUAAAAUAAAAAUUUUAAUUAAA
Anthonomus grandis grandis is the source of this 3250-nucleotide messenger RNA. Its product is annotated as DNA ligase 1-like. The record is from RefSeq and is a predicted model, not a curated record. The transcript is spliced from 8 exons. The coding region runs from base 206 to 2809 and encodes 867 amino acids. NCBI's taxonomy places the organism in Eukaryota, Metazoa, Arthropoda, Insecta, Coleoptera, Curculionidae.